CAGAUUAAUCAAGCAGCAAUUUUCAAAAUUGGAGAAAUGAAACCAACCACAGUUUGGGCAACGUUUUGCUUGGCGGCCUUUAUUUUCGCAGUGCUGCAAGUGACGAUUGCCUUCCUCAACCCGCCCUGCAGUAGGAUACCGAUCGACCCAGGAUGCACGAAUGACCCGAGCCUCGUCUCCCCCGUUUUCCCCGCAUGUCCCCUACCCUUCGAAGAGUGGGCCAUAGCUGCCCGCGCCGCCCCGGGAAACUCACCCCGUCCCGAUGGCGUCAUCCCACCCUGGUUCAACCGUCCCCUCGCCCUUCGAGGUCAACAAGUCACCUCGGAAUACCGCUUUCCCUGGUAUUUCGUCAUGUUUUUCGGCACCUUCAUUCAACUCAACAUGCCCGACAUCCGGAGCCCCCUCAUGUUCAACAGAAAACACACGACCCCUAUCGACAACGCCAAACGAGACAUGGCUACCCUUAUGCAGUCCUUGAUCUGGACGAAGGACUACUUUUACGAGGAGCCCAUCGAAGGCAACUCGUCCUACAUCGAAUCCAUCGAGAACGUGCACGCCAUCCAUGACGAGGUCCUAGGGCGCGCAAGCGCGAAACAAGAAACCGAAGGGUGCAUCGUCUGGCCGCAGCACUAUGCCAACCAAACAACGAAUGACGUUUUAUGGGAUGCAUUCGAGGGUGACAUGAAGGCUUCCGGUAUCCCGCUGUCUCAACGUGCCCCGUCUCCCACCACGUGGCCGACAUGCCCGCCCAAAACGGAGUGCAACGCGUGCAAAACGUGCCAAAUGUGCGAACCCGUGUUUUCCUGUAAAGAAGGCGGGUGCACCAUCGUUAAGACGAAGUGCACCCAUUGCUCGGGUUGCAAGGCGUCCUCAUGUACGCAGAAGGCCGUCCCGACCUGUAAAUACGCGCAGGUCAAGACGUACAAGUGCGGGACUUGCGUUUGUGAUGAGAAUAAGAAGAAUUGUGGGGAAUGUGAGACCUGUACUAAUACCAAGAAAUGUUUGAAUUUUACGCCGCCAUUGUUUAACCAGCAAGCGAUGGUGUUCGUGAUGUACAGCGUGGUCGCGUAUCCCACCCUUUUUCCAAAGGAUUUGGCGAUCAACCUGUGUAACGAGGAUUUUUGGGCGUUUAAUCAUUUGUUUGCAGUUGUUGCAUACGGCUUGGGGAUCGAUGAUAAGUACAACGUAUUUCUUCAACCGGAUCUGGAAUCAGCGAGGAUUUACUAUCGAAAAAUGCAUGAACAGAUUAUCAUCCCGAGCUUGUUCACUUUUGAUAAGCAGACGAGAAUUAUGAUGGACAAUGUGUUUAGGGGUCUGUCCACCGUUACGGGUGGAAUCCUAACUCCUACCUUCUUGCUGCAUCGUUUCGUUCACAACUUUUUGAACCAGCCCGCGCCUCGACUUCAAGCCUUGAUGAAACCGAGAGAGCUUGCGCUUAACAGCGCGCUGGAUUUUGCCUACAUUCCGCAAUUCAUGAGAAGCCCCACCUAUCGAAGUUUGGCGAACACGGCGUUGAGUGCUUUCACCUCCGGCGCGUCGACCGUAUUGUUCCGAGGAAAUUGUAGGGACUACAAGACAAUUUCACAGAAAUGUUUUGUGUAAUUUAUAAAUAUGUUACAGAAGAAAAAUAGAAUGCUUACUAAAUAGUUGUGUAAAUUAUUUAAGUAUAAAAUUUUGUGAACGUUUCGAAAUAAAUGUGUAAAUCUUAAAAGAAAAAA
This is a messenger RNA of Folsomia candida, 1718 nucleotides long. RefSeq lists its product as uncharacterized. NCBI's taxonomy places the organism in Eukaryota, Metazoa, Arthropoda, Collembola, Entomobryomorpha, Isotomidae. The record is from RefSeq and is a predicted model, not a curated record. The coding region runs from base 37 to 1602 and encodes 521 amino acids. The transcript has 4 exons.